UGCGAGAACGACAAGCUGAGGCUGCAAUGCCGACCAAAAUCCAUCCUGGCCAUUUAUUCUGCAAAUUACGGACGAUUCCUGCGAGGCAAACCAGAGUGUGAUGCCCUGAACACUGGGGGACCCCAUAUAGAGUGCUUGGCUCCGGAUGCACUGCGAAGGGUCUUGCCCAGGCAGCUGCUGGAAGAGGUGGGCCCUGACACCUCGGACCCCUUCCUGCUCUCGGACUACAUGCACGGUGGCUGGUACAAAGGGCCCAGGUUCUCCAGGCUCCGGGAAGACCGGAUGAUUUUUACUAGCUCCCUGGCAGCCUUUGCCCACCUUUGGGGCGUUCCAGAGAAAGUUGGCCUGUACUUUCUUUGUGGGGUCUCAGGAGGCCUCAUGCUCCUGCUGUGCAUCAUCAGCCCCAAAACGACCUUCCUUCAGGAGCUGGGAGAGGCUCUCAAAGACCCGGAGCUGGGUAGCAGCUCGGAGCUGAACCGGACCAAGCUGCGGGAUGAGCAGGACGAAGACCUUCCUGAUGACAGCUCCUCGGACUCCUCCUUCCGCCGCCUCACCCGCACUUACCGAGCCACCAACAGCAUCUUUGGCCCCGAGCUGACGGCAGCCAUGGAGGGAGCAGUGGAGAACCAGGGCUGCAGUGGGGAAGAGAUCUGGAUGCCCAAGGAGUCAAGCCCCUACGCCAUCCACAAGAUCAAAUCAGCCACCAAAUAA
Apaloderma vittatum (bar-tailed trogon) is the source of this 711-nucleotide messenger RNA. RefSeq names its product protein eva-1 homolog C-like. The annotation marks the transcript as partial. NCBI's taxonomy places the organism in Eukaryota, Metazoa, Chordata, Aves, Trogoniformes, Trogonidae. The record is from RefSeq and is a predicted model, not a curated record. The transcript is spliced from 5 exons.